Messenger RNA from Merops nubicus (carmine bee-eater), 1289 nucleotides. It is a transcript of the gene INSIG2, whose product is annotated as insulin induced gene 2. NCBI's taxonomy places the organism in Eukaryota, Metazoa, Chordata, Aves, Coraciiformes, Meropidae. Gene Ontology annotation, cellular component: SREBP-SCAP-Insig complex; endoplasmic reticulum. The transcript has 5 exons. The record is from RefSeq and is a predicted model, not a curated record. Gene Ontology annotation, biological process: cellular response to insulin stimulus; SREBP signaling pathway; SREBP-SCAP complex retention in endoplasmic reticulum. The coding region runs from base 97 to 774 and encodes 225 amino acids.
GUUUGUAUAUCUCCUGAUUUAGGAGAGUGAAAAUACUGAUUGCAAGUGGAACCUCCUCAAUCAGCCUGGUGGAUGUCUUUGGGAACAUAAGAAGUCAUGGCAGAAAAUGAUGCAACACCAACCUUACCCAAAAAGUGUGGCCCAUACAUUUCAUCUGUAACCAGUCAUGGCAUGAAUUUGGUAAUUCGGGGGAUAGUGCUGUUUUUUAUUGGCGUGUUCCUUGCAUUAGUAUUAAACUUGCUUCAGAUCCAGAGAAACGUUACCCUCUUCCCCCCUGAUGUGAUCACAAGCAUCUUCUCCUCAGCUUGGUGGGUGCCACCUUGCUGUGGCACAGCGUCAGCUGUGAUUGGGUUAUUGUACCCAUGCAUGGACAGACAUCUGGGAGAGCCACAUAAAUUUAAGAGAGAAUGGUCCAGUGUCAUGCGAUGUGUAGCAGUCUUUGUGGGAAUAAAUCAUGCCAGUGCUAAGGUGGAUUUUGCCAACAAUAUCCAGUUGUCUCUCACAUUAGCAGCCCUGUCAAUUGGACUGUGGUGGACGUUUGAUAGAUCACGAAGUGGCUUUGGUCUUGGAGUAGGAAUUGCUUUCCUGGCCACGUUGGUGUCACAACUUCUGGUCUACAAUGGAGUUUAUCAAUACACGUCUCCAGAUUUCCUUUAUGUUCGUUCCUGGUUGCCAUGUAUAUUUUUUGCUGGUGGAAUAACUAUGGGCAACAUUGGCAGGCAGCUGGCAAUGUAUGAAUGCAAAGUCAUUGCAGAGAAGUCUCACGAAGACUGAGGAGAAACAAUAUGCACCUUUUAAACAGGAAAAUACCUGACAAAUGACUGUUGGAGGAGCAUAAGGAACACUUGACUAUGAAAUUGCCAAAAUGCAAUUUUAUUCCCUUGAGUGGUAUACUUUACUGCAAUCUGUGAUUGCUGCUUCUGUAGAAACUUUGAUGUCUGAUUUUGAUUACUGUGAAAUUACAAUAGUAUGCAAUACAUUUGACAAUGUAGGUUCAAUUCUAGGAUUCCUUUUUCCAAAUCUAAACUUCAUUUACCAUAAAUUCUUGCCUGUCCAUAACGUUGCAGUGCCAAACUGAACAUUUGCACUACGUUUUUGUAGCUGAAAUUUCUGCUUCAGUUUAUCUCAAAAGUUUGGAAGAAUUUGUUCUUAAUAGCUCAGUGAAAAGCAGGGAAUUCAAAUCUGGGAAUGAAGAUCUUUUUCUACGAUGAUAGCCCAUCAUAUCUUUGUGAAAAUCAUGCAUUACAGGUGAGCUUUAAUGCAAUAAGUAACUGAUUUCUGCCUGUUAA